AUGUUUUGGCGGUGGGCAAGGUUUCGUUUACGAAAGUAUUUUAAACCAAUACCGGCUGCUUAUGCUCAACAAAGAAAGCAUCAAUUAACAAAAAUUUAUGCCUUUGCUGCUUGGAAUCUAUUCGGGUUGACUGUUUAUUCUUUUAUUAGAAAAAACUAUCCUCCGACAGAAGAGGAAGAAAAAGAUACAAGUCGUUGGUUUAUUAGAUUAUUACAAUUAGAAAAUGUAAAACGACAUAGCAUGUCUGGAUUCUCGGUGCAGAUGGUGGAUUAUAUUAAAGAACCUGGAGAGUUAAUUGUAGAUGGACAGGUAGUAGUUAAAAAGAAAGAAUUAAACGAGGCAAUUUAUUCUAAGCUUGAAUAA
Messenger RNA from Cotesia congregata, 363 nucleotides. The record is from the annotation of a GenBank genome assembly. NCBI's taxonomy places the organism in Eukaryota, Metazoa, Arthropoda, Insecta, Hymenoptera, Braconidae.